Molecule: messenger RNA, 1528 nt
Organism: Xyrauchen texanus (razorback sucker)
Lineage: Eukaryota; Metazoa; Chordata; Actinopteri; Cypriniformes; Catostomidae
Product: transcription termination factor 2, mitochondrial-like
Exons: 2
Coding region: 173-1306 (377 amino acids)
Biological process (GO): regulation of DNA-templated transcription; termination of mitochondrial transcription
Cellular component (GO): mitochondrial matrix
Molecular function (GO): double-stranded DNA binding
Source: RefSeq, a predicted model, not a curated record
ACUAAAAUGUUGACGCGAAUUAUUACUCCUUUGCCAUUUUAAUCUUAUACACAUUAUGUAGUCAUUGGAUUACUGUUAAAUGUCCUCAGUGGGGUCUGACAGAAAGCUUAUAAAAGCAAAAUUUCGCGCGUUUGGCUGUGUCCUUGUGCUUUAGGUUGCUUGCAUUGUGACAAUGAUCCGCAUUGUUCCUGCCACCUUGUGUGUCUACUGUCAGCGAAUGCGCCUGCUGUCUACCACCUGUGUCGCCAACUCCACUCCGAUAAACACACGACUCGAAAAUCAGCAUACAGUGGACGCCUUCUAUGAGUUGUCAGUGGACAUUCGCAAGGUACGUAAAUUCAAGGGAUGGGUUCUCUCCGAGAGCCCGGCAUACGUGGCUGAAACUGCCGAAUUCCUUCGUGGGCUGGGUGCAGAUGAAGCCUGCAUCGCCCGCGUGUUGGAGACACACCCCGAGGCCGUGUUGUGCCGGCCAGAGGAGGUAGAGGCCCAAAGGGAUCUGUGGUCCACAGUGUGCCCGAAACCACGCGAGCUGGUGAGUAUUAUUGAGAAGUUCCCAACCUCCUUCUUCACAGUAUCACAUCAUGCCUACCAGAAGGCAAACAUUCAGUAUCUGCAAAGCCUUCACCUUAGUAAACGCAUCGUGGGCAAACUAAUCGCCAGUGCUCCCCAGAGCUUCAGCCGUCCUGUGGAGAGCAACCAGAAGGUCAUCCACACCCUUUGUGAGACCUACCUCGACCUGGGUGGCAGCCAGAGCAACCUGCGCGUAUGGUUGCAGAAGCUGCUCAGCCAGAAUCCUUACAUUCUUAUGCGACCCGCAGAGGCAUGGCGUGACAGUCUGGGCUUCUUGAGAGAACGUGGCUUCACUACAGAGGAGCUGCUGCAUUUGGUGUGCAGCCUGCGUGCUUCUAUCGCGGAGCUGCAGCGUGAGGCUAUGCAGCAAGCAAUGGACUACACGCAGGGCAUUCUGCAGUGUAACGAGGAGGAACUGAGACAGAUCAUGCUGCGCUGUCCGGCUCUGCUGUAUUACACUGUCCCUUACCUAUCUGGACGCUUUAAGGGGCUGCUGGAUGCAGGAAUCACCCCAGAACAGGUGAAGGAGACGCCAAACAUCUUGGAACUCACUACACAGAUUGUACUCUUUCGCAUUCAAAAGCUGGCUUCAUAUGGGUAUGAUGUGAGAGGUGGCAGCUUAGGUGUCAUCACUGGCACCAAGAAGGACUUUGAAGAAAGCUAUGGAAAGUUGCAGCUCCGUCGUCAGAGGCCUCUCUUCAACCCUGUUGCUCCGCUCAGGACAGUGGAGGAGUGAAUUGUGACUGCCAUUUAGAUUUUUACAUGACUGAUGUGUUAGUUAACUGCAGUUGAAUGUAGUCAAGCAGUAGAUAAAAAUAUAUUUAUUAAGGAAUCAGUGGGUCAGUUUUAACUCUUGCCCACCCAAUUAAAGUACAUCAUUUUGUACAAUAUGAAAUAUUACUGAGAGGUUGAAUAUAAAAUUUGCAAAUGUCUUGAAGAGUACCUCAGCCAAUUUUAA